This is a messenger RNA of Rotaria sp. Silwood2, 2419 nucleotides long. The record is from the annotation of a GenBank genome assembly. Lineage: Eukaryota; Metazoa; Rotifera; Eurotatoria; Philodinida; Philodinidae.
AUGGCGUCAGCCGACACAAAUAAUCGUCUCGUCGAUAUAAAAACAUCAUUAGAUUCUAAUCGUCAAUUAAAGAAUAGUGUAAUUCAAGUGGCUUGUGAUUUCAUCGAGAUACGUGAUGCAUAUAUUAAACAAUUGCCUGCAUUCACCUUUGACGCAGAACGAAAAGAAACAGUUAAUGAUCGCCUUCAACGCAUAAGUUAUAAGAGUAUUCAACAGCGAGAAAUUCCACUUGGUCUUAUUGUUUUCGGCCCUAAUUCUAGCGGUAAAAGUUCAUUCAUUCAACAUUUUCUUGAAAUUGGUGAUAUUCUUCCAUCGGGCGUUGGACCAGUAACUGCUCGCAUAACCAAGAUGACCUAUGCGCCGGCUGAGCAGGCACGCGCACUCGUAUACAAUUCUCUUCAAGCUAGCCUAGAGUGCAAUCACACGUCGACUGAGGUCGAUUUGAGAUCAUAUUUCUUAGAACCAGAGCCACAAUGGAUAGAGAUAAGCAAAGCUCUUAGUAAACAUUUGAAUCGAGCCGAGAAUAGUGACACCGAUCUGGAAGAAUGGGCAAAGACCUUUAUAGAAAUACGCCUACCAUCUCCAACGUUGAAAAUGGGUAUUGAUAUGUAUGACACGCCUGGUUUCCUUUCAGGCAAUCGUGAAAGUGUGCUAAUUAAUAACCUGUAUGAUCUUGCUAAAACUGUACGCCCAACGUUGUUAUUUCUCUAUGAGAAUCCAUCAGUAGUGGAAACAGACAUGGCUUGUUUCAUGGGAAUGAAGCAGGCGAUUGGCAGUCUCGAUCGUAUACCAAUAUUUUUUCUUAAUACAAAGGCUGAUGUUGCUUUGAUUUUGAAAGAUAGUCGAGUCAAUCAAUGCAAUGUGUCAUUAGCUCGCUUUCAACAAUCACUUCACGAAACACGUCAAAAACGGUACGAUCUUUUGCGUGAACAGACCGCUUUAGCGAAUGAACUACUGGGUAGUUUACCGGUAGAUGUCGACGAAUGUUUAUGUUUUGGUAUUUGUUCGAUACCAAAAGGCCGUACAUUGCGGCGCGAAUUGACUGAUCAUAUGAAUAAAGAGACAUUUUCACGCAUAAUUUCUUUUGCCGUUCAAACGGGUUCCGAAUAUGUACAAGAACUAGUCAAUGAUAUUCUCUUGGCUACGGAAGACUUUUUUGACUUGGCACUAUCGGCCAGCUAUCGUGAUGCUGAACACUUCCAAAAGCUACGUGAGGAUGCGCUCGAAUGGGGCAAUCUGUUCUUCGCUCAAUUCAAGAUUGAUUUGCCUAAACUCGCUGAAUAUUUGCACAAAACUAUAGUGGAAUUAUUUGAGGAGAAAAAAAAGAGUAUUGCUGAUCGAGCUGCUCGUUUAGUACGUGACGACGAUCCAUUGGCUAUCCAUUUACCAACUAACUCGAAAAAUGUUCGAGACUUCAUUCACGUUGCCGUCGAAGAAGAAAUCAUGAAGGUAGCUGUUAAUAAAACUCUGAGUAGCUUAUGUACUCAAGUGAAAACUACUCUAGAAGUACAUUUUGACAAUCAAAUGAGAAGAAGAAAUGAACUUUUAAGACUUGCCCAGCGUUUUGUAUUACCUGAAAUCUCACCAAGUAUUUUGACUAAACAACGACUACUAAGCAAAUUUAUGGAAGGCCUUAUCAAGUUACCUAUGCAAAUCGGUCGAUUCUUUCGAAGUUUACCAACUCUUCCUUAUAUUGAGUACUAUAAUACUGUUACUCACAAUCAAGUAACCAGCGAGGAUGAUCCAAUCUACAAAUUACUUGAUUGCCUGGAUCUAUAUGCCAAUUUGUCGAAUGAAUCGAAACGGCUGGCGUUUGCCGAGCAAUUCUUGAAUGUUUUACUCAAAGAUGUUCUGAAACGUAAAUAUGACUUUCAGGAGAAUCUAACCGAUUGGAUGGAGCAACAACGAAAGGCAUUUAAGGUGAGUGUUCUAAAAAAUUAUAACAAUAUCAUUCGCAACUUGGACAAACAACAUGUGUUGCAUGAGCUAAAUACGCAAUAUUACGGCAAAUUUGCACGAAUAGAAUGUAAAUUGUUGGCUGCCAAACAAUUGUUCGAAUUUAAUGGAAUUCCACCGACCAUUAAGGACGAAAGCAACCAUUCGAAAAUCGUGUCUUCACUUUUUGGGCUAUCUUCGGAACCUCCACCAUCAACCCCCUUGCCCGUAAUCAAAGCAUGGUUUUUGGGACCCUUGUUCAUCUUGUUCCGGAUGGAUCCCGCCCUGAGAUGCCAAACUUUUCUUUCAAAUCAGUUGGGUGUAGGUAUGGGUGUGGGUGUGAGUGUGGGUGUGAGUGUGAGUGUGGGUGUAGGUGUGGGUGUAGGUGUGGGUGUGGGAAGUGUGGUGUGGCAUGUGAGGUAUGAGGCGUGCGUGCGGGUGGGGGUGGGGGGGGGGGUGGGUGUGGGUGUGGGUGUGGGUGGGG